AAUUCUGGGCCAGUUUUGUCGGAUCGCCAUUGGCGGACCCAUCUUCGGAGUAGCUUGCGGCCAUUUCUUCGUCUUCUGGCUCUCUCGGAUCUUCAACGACGCCGUAUCUGAAAUCACGCUCACAAUCGUAGCCGCGUAUUUCACUUUCUACGUUGGUGAAGUCAUUUUAAAGGUAUCCGGUGUGAUGGCCGUUGUCUGCCUCGGUGUCGUCAUAAACUCCAAGAAGACGUCCAUUUCGCCUGAAGUGGAACCAUCUUUGCACAUGUUCUGGGAGAUGCUGGCCUAUCUGGCUAACACCGUCAUCUUCAUCCUCGUCGGCAUCGUUAUCACAGAGCAGGCAGCAGUGGUGUUCACCAAGAAGGACCUGCUGGACAUCUUUGUACUCUACAUUGGAGCAAACUUCAUCAGGGGCGUCAUGGUGAUGUCGUUCUUCCCGCUGCUGUCGCGGAUCGGUUACGGCUUGUCGUGGCAGAGCUCGCUCGUCAUCAUCUGGGGUGGCCUGCGCGGCGCCGUCGGCCUCUCGCUCGCGCUCAUCAUCUACCAGGACCCGUACCUGGGCUCCUCCGCAGACCGCACCAUCAACAUCACCGGUGCGGACGGGCACGAAAUGGUCGUGCACAAGGUCAUCGGAGAAAAGUUCCUGAUUCACACGGCGUCGCUGGUGUUCUUCACGCUGUUCAUCAACGGGACGACCACGGCUCCCUUGCUGAAGAUACUCGGCAUGUCUGACAUUAGCUCGGCCGCCAAGAUGAACUAUGGCGCACGCCAUAUCGCAGCUCAGGGAAACCAGGAGCAAGGCCAUAUCCAUGCUCAAGAUGGACCGCUUCCUGGCUGAUGCCAACUGGGACAUGGUGGAGAAGUACACCUUCAUCGUCAACCCGUACCACACCAAGGACAUGGACGACAAGGUGCUGCUCAUCGACGAGUUCUUGUACCCCAGCAUGCGACACUCCACCUGCCCCGAGUGCAACAGCAAGGUCUUCAACGAGCCCACACCCAACGAACAGUUCGAAAUGGCCAACGACGCUCGGGUCCGGUACCUCAAAACGGAGAAGUCGGGCGAGGUGGACUCGGAGACGGGCGAGGCGGUGCCGGCCGACACCUCCGCGCCGCUCGUCGUGGCCGACGACAAGCCGGCCGUCCUCGUGACCAGCAGCACCAACUGGUCGGCUCAGCAGGACGAGGACGAGCAGUCGAUUCCCGACGAGGGCCCCACCUACGAGGAGCUCGACGACGCGCGCCGCCGCUACCUACAAGUCGAGCGGAUCUCGUACUGGCGCCAGUUCGAGCACGGCAUGAUCAGUGCCGACGCCGUCCGCACGCUGGUCGGCUCCACCGAGGUGGCAGCCGACAUGGAGGGCGCUUUCCUCUCCAUUGACGAGCUACGCAAGUCCUGGGAGGUACGUGGCGUCUUCGCCUGGAUGCGGCAGCGACUCGAGUCGGUAGCCAAAACAACGGAGCUGGACGAGGAUGAACAGGAUCUGCCGCAGGCCAAGUUCCGACAGGUGAUCUACCACAAACUGGUGAACACUACCUGGUUUGAGGUGCUCGUCUACAGCGUGAUCCUACUCAACAUGGUGCUGAUGAUACUCGAGUAUACCACCUGGUACGGCGCCAGCAGCAACCACGAUCACGACGAGCCGUCGGCGUCGUCCACCGUGGCACCACACAGCACCACACAGACGCCGAUCAUGUCGACCGCGCCGGGCCUGAACAGCAGCGCCUCUGGCGCUGGGCGCGCUGUAGGCCGCGACGACACCAAGGAGCAUAAUCUGCGCCAGCUGGAGCUGCUGCGGUUCGGCAUCAACAUCUUCUUCUUCGUCUUCUAUGUCGCUGAGGCGGUGCUCAAGGUGCUGGGCCUCGGCUUCUGCAACUACUGGCACUCGCACUGGAACAAGCUGGACUUCGCGGUGGUGCUGCUCUCCGUGGCCGACAUCGUGUUCGAGAUCUGCGACAUGGUCAUCCGGGAGGGCGUCGACGAGAAGUACAAGAUCCUCAGUCCGGCCAUCCUGCGUAACAUCCGCUUCCUACGUCUGUUUCGCCUCACCCGGGUCCUGCGGCUCAUCAAGCCGGCGGUGCCGCGGAUUCUCGACUUCUUGAAUAGGCAGGUGAACCAGCGGCUGUCGCUGGGGUACGACAUUGGCAAGGGCUAUGUGGUGGGUGAGGAAGAGGUAUCCAAGUAUCUCAACCACAUGGUGGAUCACAAACAGAUUCUGGAAAGCCUGAAGCGUCUAUCGGACGAGAGCAGGCUGAUGGUGAUUAGGGACCUGGGCAUGCUGCAGCGGGAACACCCUGGCAUAGCCAUAGCUGUCAAGACGCGCCAGGCGGUCCGCUCCGUGCUGAACAACGUCAGGGAGACGAUCACGGACCUCAAGGAGGGAGGUCUUCUCGACGAAGCGGAGUACGGCAGACUCGAGCACAUCAUUGAUGACCGCGUCAAACUACUGAUGGUGGCUCCGCCCUACCUACCUCCACUUCCGCCAACCGAGCUCCUGAAGAACAUCCCUUGGGUUGGCAAGAACCAGGAGCUCAUUGACCACCUUGAGAGCCGCGCACAGCUCGUGAAUCUGGACUUUGGCAACGAAAUCAUGAACCAGGGCGACACCUCGGACGGAAUCUACGUGGUGGUGUCGGGCAUGUUGAAAGUGGAGUGCCGGGAGCUAGGCCAGCUUCAGGAGGAGAUCCAAAAGACGGGCCUGGUGCCCAACUCGGAGAUCAUGUCGCCGGCGCAUGACACCACGGUGCUGCGCGACUACAUCGGAGCCGGCAACGUCGUGGGCGAGGUGGGCCUGCUAACCGGCCGCUCGCGGGACGCCAGUGUCCAGUGCGAGACCGCCGUCCAGGCCUACUACAUCCCCAACGAGGUGAUGUCCGAGAUGAUGGCGAAGUUCAACGAAGGGCCUGAAAACCUGGAGUACCUAAUAUGGCGCAGCAUUGGAAUGCGGGUGGCCAUCAACGUUCUCAUGGACCAGGCCCAGUACCAGUCAUGGACGCAGCAGAAAAUCAAGCUUUACGUUGAGAAGUGCUUCAUGCCGAAGCUGGACUACAAGAAAACAUUCACGUCCGGUGACCUACUCGACGAUGUCAUACUUAUCCAAGGGCGGGCGAUCAACCCGCAUACCCGAGAGGUGUUCACUGCGCCGGCGUACGUGCCGCGCACGGUGCACCAGCUGGGCUUCCUCACGGACAAGAAGACGGGCGUGCCGGCGUCCCAGGCGCUGCCCAAGAUCGUGGCGUUGCCCAACGCCGACAUGCCGCAGUCGGAGAUCUGGGAGAUGGUCGGCUACGACGCCGACGCCAUCGCCAACAAGGCCAUCUCGACGGCCAGCUGCAACAUGCACAGCGCUCCCGGACGUGCCUCCCGACCGUCGCUCGUCGACUCGCGGCUGUCCCGGGGUGUCUCGAGAACGGGCGACCGUCCCUCCAUGCUCCGGGUGAGCGAAUGAAGCGUGGGCGGCAGCUGCCGUGCUGCGAGCGCGCGCUGAGAGGGGCGUCGGCCCAUGCGUGUGGGCGAGCGUGUUUGUCUUUGGUGUUUUGCGGGACAGCAUGUGCGACUGUCGGUGUGGGGCGAUGGAAGAGUUUAAGCUUGGUCGUAGAUCGGGUUUGUGAUCUUGUCAAGUCUGUUGCCUUAAGUGGUGCAUUUCUGUGUGGUUGCGUAUAGCUCUCAGAUGCCUAACUGUUGUAUACUGUGCUGUAGCUGUUGUAACAAAAAGCCAUUGUACGACUGCUUAUGAGUUGAAACAGCUAGAGAAUAUCCUUGCAAAUGGUGGUUACGAUCAUAGAUCUUUAAAAAAAUAUGUAUUUAACCACGAGCUAUAAGAUUUAUGCGAGCAAAAUGCUGAUAACACCACGGCAUUUAUGGUGUAUGCGACGCACUGACCUCUACAGAAUGCAGUUGUACAUUCGCGUCCACGACUCAGGCAUUAACGGGGCAGGUGAAAUAUUCGCAGACACUAGGUAGAGCGAACACAUUUGAUCCAGUCAUAAUUUCCGAAGCAGCUUUCAGUAGCUCCACUGGGUGUCCAAUCAUUGGUCAGAAACAUCCAGGAGUCGGUGUUACCGCAUCAUCCAAAUAUGGCAGUUCAGUAGACAUUGUUCUGUUGUUUCGUUACCAACGUGUGCAACUAGAUGAUUUAGAUGCACCGGCUGCGUGCGCCCGCGUACCCGUGUGUGAGCCGUGACCACCGCUGUACAUAACAA
Molecule: messenger RNA, 4200 nt
Organism: Pollicipes pollicipes
Lineage: Eukaryota; Metazoa; Arthropoda; Thecostraca; Pollicipedomorpha; Pollicipedidae
Product: sodium/hydrogen exchanger 10
Exons: 19
Coding region: 756-3446 (896 amino acids)
Biological process (GO): transmembrane transport; monoatomic ion transport
Cellular component (GO): plasma membrane; voltage-gated sodium channel complex
Molecular function (GO): voltage-gated sodium channel activity
Source: RefSeq, a predicted model, not a curated record